This is a messenger RNA of Drosophila kikkawai, 822 nucleotides long. RefSeq names its product Ribonuclease kappa (gene RNASEK). Lineage: Eukaryota; Metazoa; Arthropoda; Insecta; Diptera; Drosophilidae. Gene Ontology annotation, molecular function: RNA endonuclease activity. Gene Ontology annotation, biological process: nucleic acid metabolic process. The record is from RefSeq and is a predicted model, not a curated record.
AUGGUCACACAGAAAUUUGGUCACAUGAUAUUCACCUGACGACUUUGGCUAAAGAGAAAACUUCGAAGACAGAAAAGUCUCCGUGCCGCAGAUAAAAAAUAUUUGGAGAGCCUAGCUGAGUUUUUGGAAGUCGUCAAGAUGAAAAUCUGUGGUCCCAAAUUGUCCCUGUGCGGACUGAUAAUAUCAGUUUGGGGCAUUGUCCAACUGGUGCUCAUGGGCCUAUUUUUCUACAUAAAUAGUGUGGCUCUUAUAGAGGAUUUGCCGCUGGAGGAGGAAUACCAUUCAUUGGAGGACUUUUAUACAGCCGCAAAUAGAGCGUACAAACAGAACGCCUACAAUUGCUGGAUUGCUGCAUGCAUAUACGUUUUGACAUUACUGCUGUCAGCACAACAGUUCUAUAUGAAUAGCAGAGUGACUGCCAACUAAUUAAAAAAUAUCACCUCAGUGUCACUGUUAUGGCUUAUGUGGUAGAGCUUUUUGGUCUUCAUAUACAGCGCUGACCAAUAAUAGUAUUGAAAUGUUUGGUUCAAGAUAUUUGUUAAACCUAUUUUUAUUAUUUUUUGUGUUUUGACACACGUUACGUCAUUAAAUAACUAUUUAAUUAAAAUGUGUAAUAUUUCGCCAAACCUAGUUAUCCUCUUUUGAACUUAAUCUGUUUCGUUGUUCCCAUAAAAUACAUUCCCACUUUAAUAAGUGAAUUCGAAAAAAAAAAUCCAACUGACGGUUUUUUUGUGGUUGUCAUUAAUAUUGAGUAAAAAUGUCAUUUUAAAUCAUUUCGAUCGAUGUCAAUAAAAUGUAUUUACAGUUUUGCUUCGUACUAUA